Messenger RNA from Ruditapes philippinarum (Manila clam), 4120 nucleotides. RefSeq names its product ryncolin-2-like. The coding region runs from base 101 to 1339 and encodes 412 amino acids. NCBI's taxonomy places the organism in Eukaryota, Metazoa, Mollusca, Bivalvia, Venerida, Veneridae. The record is from RefSeq and is a predicted model, not a curated record. The transcript has a single exon.
GAUUUAUUUUCAUAAAUAAAGCGCAAAAUAUAUAUUCUAAGAAAUAAGAUAAACCAUUCGGACUUUUUGACGAUUUUUCGUUUAAUCUGUAAGAAAAACUAUGUCACUUACGUUUGUAAAAGCUUCUUUGUUCUUACUUUUAAUAAGAAAGUGUUCAUUGUUUAGUUUUGAGUAUGCCUUACAAAAAGUUGAUAGUUUUGAAGCUAGAGUGGUUGCUCUGGAGACGGCGGAUAGUUUAAGGCGUCUUGAAAUCGAUGAGAUAUUUGUUCAAUUUUCUGAAUUCACCAAGAAAUUGAGAGCAAUGAACAUGUCAUUAAUUUCGACAAGUUCAAACGUGGAUGUAAACAAUGGUAAUACUUCAGGUGUGAUUACAGAUGGACACUCACUUAGUUACCUGGUUAAAGGAAUGGCUGCAGAGAAACUGUUGAGCUACAAGAACAAAAAGAAAUUUAAGAGAUUGAUACGUUCCUUACGAAAUGUAUUUAGCGACCACGAGAAUAAGUUUGAAGAGAUGACGAAAAUGUUAAAAAGUGAAAUUGAUCAAAAUAGAGACAAUCUGAUAAAUGGCCAAGCUUUAUUGGCAGACACAUGUGAUACCAUAAAAGAAGGUUGUAGAAAUGAAAUGGCCUCGUUAAAAGCUGAAUUUGAGCAAAUAAAGAACGAAAUAGAAUUGUUAAAAGACGUAACAAAGAAUCAUCGGGCUAUCGAGAUAGAAUCAUGCGUAGAUUUAUUAGGUCAGGAACAGUUCGUUAGUGGUACUUAUGAGCUCCAAAAUGGUCUGAAAGUUUAUUGUGACCAAACUACUGAUGGGGGAGGUUGGAUAGUUUUUCAGCGUCGUGAAGAUGGAAGUAUCAAUUUUGAACGCACAUGGGAUAACUACAAAGAUGGAUUUGGAGAUUUAUUGCACGAGUUUUGGAUAGGAAACGAUAAUUUACAUGUCCUUACAGAACAUGGUAACCACGAGUUACGUAUAGAUAUGGAGGAUUUUGAAGGUAAUAAGGCUUAUGCUAAGUACAGUCAUUUCAAAGUUCAUGGAGAAGUUGAUAAGUUCAGGCUUGAAGUGAGUGAGUAUAGUGGAAAUGCUGGCGAUUCUCUCAUCAAUCAUAACAAAGCGGCGUUUUCUACACUUGACAGGGACAAUGAUCCAGACAAUGACCAUUGCGCUAAAAAGUUCAAAGGUGCAUGGUGGUAUUUUGCAGGCUGUCACUAUUCAAAUCUCAACGGAUUUUACUACCAGGGGUCGGAUUCCCCAUUUGGUAAAGGUGUAAUAUGGUAUCAUUGGAAACAAUCAUUUAGGUAUUCCCUAAAAUUUGUCGAAAUGAAGCUCCGGUCAACUUAAUCUUAUGGAUGUUUUGUAUUAGAAUCGAGAUUCAUAAAAUUUGGAAUAAUACAACUGCACAUCUUCGCAUGUACACAUGUUUAACAAAUAAAUGUUUUCUACAAAUACAUUUUUGCAAUGUGUUAAUGCAAACAAGCAUUUAGGGUAAAUGCAACAUACUGUACCUAGUUGUGAAAGACAGUGAAACUAGUUAUGAAAAAAAAACAGUGUACAAUUACACGAUUAAAUAAAUGCAUGAAUUCAUUCAGUUGUUUUUUUUUUUUUUCAUUAUUUCAUAGAGCGAUAAUGGGAGCAAUUCAUUGGAAUACUUAAUGUAUAUAAUGCCUUACAUUUAGAUAAAUAUCUGGUAAGAUAAAAUAUAAACUAUAAAAAAUGCAAUAUGAUGUAACAUUAAAUAAAAAACGCUAUUAAAGUCCAAAUUAACGAAGGCAAUUACAUGUUAGUGUCGAGGAAUAAUUUACGUUAACAGUGUAUUACAAGUAAAUGUAAGCGUCUCGCAAUAAUUUGAAUGCACUAAUUGGAACUCGUUGCAUAUUUAUCAUUAUAAUUUGCUUCACUUUAUUCCCCUAUUAAACAGUCCUGUCACUCGAGUGCAUAUUAUUUCUAGGAAAAUAUGCUCAGAAUAAAUAAGGGAUGCCUACAUUUCAUACGAAAUAAUAAAUUCUUACAAUCUUCAUGUUUAAGAUGAAAUCGUGAAGAAUAGAUUAUGGUGUCGAAAACUAAUCGUCACUUUAAAUCAUAUGUUGAUUUCAACUCUUACUAAUUAUUCAGUCGCACAAAAAAGAACAUUAUGCUGGUGAUGACCAAUAUAGAAUGAAUAAUGGAAUAUUUGAAAGGUUGAUCACCUAUAAAGGGUGUCAGCAUAUAUUUGGCGAUGACUACUACAUGUGUAUAAUCACCCGGUGGUAUAAUAUAUAAAGCAGCUAUAUGAUAUACAUGUAUAUCAAACUACCGUUUAUACACGGACGUAUUUGCUGUUUAAUACGACUUCAUUAUGCUUCUUAUCCUUCUUUUCAAAUCAAAAAGAUAAUUCACGAAAAGUACUGUUUCGUUUCCAUACGAUGCAAAUACAUAUUUUGUAAAUUGUAGCUAUUCAUUGUAAUGAAUUGAAGGUACGUUAUGCCUCAGGAACGAAUGAAUAUUUCGUUCUGUAAAAAUGGCAAAUAGGAGUUUUAUAAUGUUUGGGGCAUGUUAGAUGCAUAUCACCUGAAGAAAAUAGUGUUGCGUCAUAAAAGUAACAAAAUGUAAACAAAGUAGUAUUUUGACUUGUAUUCAAAAUACUAAAUCGAUAUAUCUGUACUUAUUGCUAAAAGCAACAGAAGAAAACGAUGGCUCGGUUAAAAGCCAAUGAGUAACUUUCUGGAAAUAUAACCGGACGUUAAAAAACAAACAAACAACAACAAGCUUUUGAAAAAUAAAGAUUUAAGUAUUUCUGAGGCAUAAUAGACAUUCAUUGUUUUAGAGAUGGCUACAUAACCUAACGAGUGAUUUUAUUUCAAGUUACUAUGCUUCCUUACUUAUAAAUGAUUGAUAAUUGAACCACAAUGUUGUUACAUAUUUUGUUAUUUGCUCAUACGAAAAUAAAUCAUUAAAUAACUGACAAAUGUUAUAAGACCUUGUUUCUAGGACAGAAUACCUUAAAAUAAAAUAAUGAGAUUUGCAUUGUUCCAAUGUUUCUACAUAAACUUCAGUAGAAGAAAUAACAGAUCAUUGUCUUUGGUUGUUGAAUUCAUAGAACUUACAAUGCUGAUUAUUUACAUAGCGACAGAUGGUUAUUUUUGCCCCAUUGUAGCAUGUGCGGUGGCAUAGAGGGGACAUAUGACAUAUUUUAUCUAUCACGUGGGCACGCGAUAGCUAUUACAUACGCACGCGAAAGCUACUGUAUAGGGGCACGAGAUAGCCCCUACGUUGGUCAAUCAUUACGUGCGCAUGUGAGAGCUAUCGCGUGCGCACGUAGUAGCUAUCGCGUGCGCACAUGGUAGAUAAAAUAUCUCUGAAGGCCCCUUUUUGCCACCGUAUGCAUGUCCUCAUCUAGCAAAAUCUGUUUAACAAUUUGCUAAUCUCCUUACAGUAAAUGAGGGCUUUGUGAGGGCAUUGUGGUCUGUACAGUUGGGCAAAGUGGUCUGGCGUGUACAAUGUAAAGUCCUCUAGUGUAAAUAGUAUAAGUGCUUUGUAAUAGCAGGAAUAUUAGAAAUAAUAUAUAUUCUAUUUACAUUAUAUGUAUAAUCGGUUAAGUAACACGAUGAUUAUAAAGGCUAUUUUGUAAGUUUCAAAUCAUACACUGGUCUUACUUGUAUCAAGUUUGAAGCAUUAUAUGCGUUCAAAGUAUAGUUUAAAAGUAACAUUUGUUUUGUUUUGUUUGUAUAAUUUCAAUAUUUUGUGCCAUAUUACUAUUGCAAUAAAUCAAAACCAUAUAGCUUAGAUUAGUAAAUGUACUACAAAGACCAGUGUAUGGAAGAUAAUUUCCAUUCAUGUUUUAAAAUAUACUAUGUAAUAGAUGCUGACAAUGUCUCUCCUGAGAUUGCAAGUGUAAUACAUACACGAAGUAUUUCUUAAUAUUAUAUAUUUGAAUGUAGAAUCUCUAAAAAAGUAAAUAACUUGUAAAUUAAAUAUUUAAUCAAUGGUAACCAUUAAUAAUGAAAGAAAAGAAAUACUUGCAGUCACGUCAUCUUGCUAUGUAAUUAGUUAUUUACUUAUGCAUACAUGUAAUUGUAUAUAUCAUGAAUGCUUAUACAUGACUCUUUUGAGAGUUAAUUUUCAAAAUAAAGAUUCUUCUUCUUA